This is a messenger RNA of Mesocestoides corti, 519 nucleotides long. Lineage: Eukaryota; Metazoa; Platyhelminthes; Cestoda; Cyclophyllidea; Mesocestoididae. The record is from the annotation of a GenBank genome assembly.
AUGCUGUCUUUUUGCUUUCCUUGCUGCCUGCUCCCCCUCCUACCCCUCAAGGCUAUUAUCGGAGAUCUAUUUGAUGUUUUAACCAUCUACUCACCCUCGCUGCGGGGUCUCGUUCUCCUCUUCCUCCUCCUUCUCCUCUCUCCCACAUUCUACUUCCCUCCUUUACACUUUCUUCAUCUCCUUAUUCCACCAGUCCAGUCCGUUCCGCUGCAAGCUGUGAUGCCCGAGGAAGCCAGAGCAGUUGUCGUUGAAGCACUGGAGCACUCACAAAGCAUUAAUCGUCCCCAGGAAGUGGUCUCUGUUUCCAAAAACAAAACGACGCGCAUUGCAUUAGACCGCACACCAACCACCGAGCUCAUUAACGUGCAACUACUAGUGGUAUGCCGCCUCACUGAGGCGCAGUAUCCACCACGCAGACUCAUGUUGCGCCUCUCUGUACCAAAACUCACCUUUACCACUCCAAGCCACACAAUUCCAUCAAGUCACUGUGGUGUCCCGCCAAACCUGCCAUCUUCCUAA